AUGAACCGGACACACUCCACCGCAACACGGUGGGCGAUUCUAAUCGGUGUGGGAGGUCUUCGGGGCUACGAAAACCAGAACCGAUCCGUCAAAGGCGCCAUUGGAGACGUCAUGGCGAUGAAGAAUUAUCUCAAGACAUAUUUGGCGCCCGUCCAAGUCCGCACGUUGACGACUCAGCGCCUUGACCAGGAUCAACCUCGAAUAGAAGCCUCGCUGCAGGACGCACCCACCUACGACAAUGUCAUCAACCAGUUACAAGAGGUGAUUAAACAUGGCCAGCGUGGGGACUACGUUUAUAUUCAUUUCUCUGGACAUGGGACCAACAACCAGGGAUCGCUUGCUUUGGUUCUCUACGAAGCCAAACUCGCUAAUUCGAGAUUGCUGUAUGGCAUAGUCUUGAGGAGUGCAAUCAACCGCAUGGUGUCGGCAGGAAUGCUUGUUACCCUUGUUCUGGACUGCUGCUUCUCAGGGAACGUUCUUCGAAACGGCCAUCUCCAACCCUCAGGGAUCCGCUAUAUCGAGUAUGACACCACCAUGGAUCUCUGUUCUGAUCACAUCGAUCCCUUUGCAGAGGAAUGCACACGUAGUUCAUCUUUGACGCUAGUGAAGGGUGCAGAAGCCGGCCAGCGUCUGCUUGACCCGACUGGAUACUCGGUUCUUUCGGCCUGCGAUUCACACGAAGAAGCCGGCGAGGUGAUCCUUCCAGACGGGGCUAAUCGAGGUGCCCUGAGCUACUUCUUACUGGAUUCGUUGACGAUCUUGCGAAAUCGGGGGGUGGAAGUCAGCCAUCAUUCACUCCAUCAACACGUCCGGGGCAACUUUCACGCCCGUCAUGGCUCCCAGACCCCAAUGCUCUACGGGAGCAAUGGCCUCUCUUUCUUCAAUGACCUCGCACGAAGAAGUUUCAUCACAUUUGUUUCUGCGCAUAGAGAUAAUAUGGAUAACCUGGUCCUAGACGCGGGUGAGGUCAAUGGGGUCCACGUCGGUGACGAAUACGCUCUUUACGACUUUGCUGCACCAGAGACAUCUAUCGCAAUACGCAAAGAGGCACACAUCAAAGCCAAGGUUGUCACUGUUGAUCAUUUCGCGUCCAAGUUAUGCAUAGACGACUGUUCUGAAGACCAGAAGGUUGCACAGGGCUGGACUUGCAAGGCAAAGAUGCUUACCACUUUAUCUCCGCAUCCAGUUCGAAUGAUGCUUAUCCGAGGCGCGCCAAACGCUCGUGAUCUUUUGGACGAAGCAAAGAAGAUCCCUUUCUUGCACCUUGUGUUGCAGGAUGAUCAAGAUCGCGGUGAUGGAUCCGAGAGCGACCCACGUGAAAGGGCUGUCUUCCAAGUCACAGCUCGUGGUGACUGUACCUAUGAGGUCCUGGAUCAACGCGCCGAGAAAGUCGAGAACUUUCCUGUAAUCAAUACUUCUGCUUCCGGCGCCAACCAGGCUCUUCUCAAAGCACUUGGACACAUCGCCGCCUUCAAGUUCUAUGAGCGGAUCGAGAAUCUUAACCCAGAUCCACAAUUCGAGGCGUCCUUUUCCCUGGCCUGUCCGGAUCAAACACCUGACUCUAAUGGCAUUUACAAGAUGAAGCACCAUGAAUGUUUUAAGCUUCAUUUCAAGAACCUUGGGACUGUUCCCAAAUACGUGGCGGUGAUGGAUUUUGACUGUUCUUGGGAGAUUUCAAAUCCCAUCUUGUGUGGAGGGGAAGGAUACAGUCUAACAAUUCUUCCCAAAGGCUCCAAUGAAUCGGGAGAGAAAGAAAUACCACUGAGGAUGGAGGUCCCUUCCGAUUUACUUGAUCGAGGGCGACGGCACGCAAAUGACGUGCGCUACUCCCCCAGCUCGGCUAUGAUGAGUUACGAGGGCACCGAAACAGAAUUGAAUGCUUGA
Fusarium vanettenii 77-13-4 is the source of this 1884-nucleotide messenger RNA. RefSeq lists its product as uncharacterized. Gene Ontology annotation, molecular function: cysteine-type endopeptidase activity. The record is from RefSeq and is a predicted model, not a curated record. The transcript has 2 exons. Gene Ontology annotation, biological process: proteolysis. NCBI's taxonomy places the organism in Eukaryota, Fungi, Ascomycota, Sordariomycetes, Hypocreales, Nectriaceae. Bases 1 to 1884 code for a protein of 627 amino acids.